AACCCUACCUUUUAAAACAAAACAAACAAACCAAACCCACUUUUCGGCUCCACGGUUUUUCAAUUUCCCCAGUAAAUUUAAUUCCCUUCCAUCUCUACUCUUCUCUCUCUCUCUCUCUCUCUAUAUUCUCUCACUCUCUCAUCAAAGUAGGUUUCUUUUGUGACGAAUGAUGAGUAGUAGAUAAACUCAAACUCUUUAACUCUCACCCAAAUAAAUUCCUCCCCCUUCUCUGCAUUCUUUUCCCAGAAAUCCAAAUCCCUAAACAAAAUCUCUUUCUCUCUCUCUCUCUCUCUCUCUGAGAUAUGGAUUCACGAGAAGGUCCUCCUUCUUCUGCUACACCUCCACAUCAUAACAUCAUGGUUAGCCACCUCCACUCUUCAUACCCAUUGCCAAACACCGCCAACAAUUCUAACAACAACAACAACAACAGCACUCCCAAUUCUUCUCACAUGAUCCCUCCUCCUUCCUCCGCCGCACGAUUCCCUUUCAACUCUUCAUCCAAGCCGUUUGAUUCGCCCCAUCACCAACAUCAGCACCAGCACCAACACCAGCACCAGCAUCACAACAAUAACAACACCACCGCCACCACCAACGCUUCCGCUAGUCCGUACGAUCACGGAUCGUCGCCUGUCGCCGGAGGAGGAGGAGGAGGUUUUAACAUUGACGGCUCUUCCGCCUCCGCCGGCAAGAAGAAGCGAGGGAGACCCAGAAAGUACUCUCCCGAUGGCAACAUUGCUCUCGGCUUGAGCCCUACCCCUCCCCCUAUCUCCUCUUCUGCCGCCGCCGCCAAUCACGGCGCCGGUGCCGACUCAAGCGGGACGGCCCCCUCGUCUGAGCCCUCGCAUAAGAAGCACCGCGGCCGCCCACCCGGUUCCGGGAAAAAGCAGUUGGACGCUUUGGGAACCGGCGGUGUCGGGUUUACUCCUCAUGUUAUUAUGGUGAAAGCGGGAGAGGAUAUAGCGUCAAAGAUUAUGGCCUUUUCACAGCAGGGACCUCGCACAGUUUGUAUUCUCUCUGCCAAUGGUGCCAUCUGCAAUGUUACCCUUCGCCAACCAGCAAUGUCGGGUGGUACUGUGUCAUAUGAGGGUCGAUUUGAGAUUAUUUCUCUAUCAGGUUCCUUUUUGCUUUCUGAAAACAAUGGUAGUCGCAGCAGAACAGGUGGUUUGAGUGUGUCCUUGGCAGGGUCAGAUGGUCGAGUAUUAGGUGGGGGAGUUGCUGGAAUGCUAACUGCAGCGACGCCUGUUCAGGUCAUCGUAGGUAGCUUUAUUGCGGAUGGGAAAAAAUCGAACCCUAAUAACCCGAAAUCUGGGCCUUCUUCAGCACCGACAUCGCAAAUGUUAAACUUUGGUGCUCCUGUGGUCGCAGCCAGCCCUCCCUCUCAAGGGGGCUCAAGUGACUCAUCGGAUGAGAAUGGUGGUGGUAGUCCAAUUAAUAGAGGCCCUGGACUCUUUAGUAAUCCAGGUCAACCCCUCCAUAACAUGCAGAUGUACCAACUCUGGGCUGGCCAAACUCAACAGUGAGGAUGCUUCCCCCUUUAACAGUUCAGUGCGCUGGGUUAUUGACUCAGAUAUUCUUCUGCGUAGUGGGUAGAGCUGAAUUCCAAAAGCUAACAAAAUGCAUUAUUUGAAGCAGAUGGAGAGGUGUCUAUUUCAAGUUCUCUAGAUCGGGUUACUUGUUUUUAUUUUUUCGAAGUUAGUCUUCGUUUUUUCCCCUACAACAUAAUUAUAAAAAAAAAGAUGGCUAUUGUUCAUAGCUGAGGGAAUGCCACCUGAUUUUUAGGAUGUCAUCACUUCAAAUUGCUUUCUAAGUAUUUUAGAUCUAUAUAUGUCUUUCCUGUUAGUAGUUUAUGGACUUCUAAUGAGAUUUAUAGCAGUUUUUUCAGUAGA
This is a messenger RNA of Quercus lobata, 1886 nucleotides long. RefSeq names its product AT hook motif DNA-binding family protein. The transcript is spliced from 5 exons. Bases 303 to 1520 code for a protein of 405 amino acids. Lineage: Eukaryota; Viridiplantae; Streptophyta; Magnoliopsida; Fagales; Fagaceae. Gene Ontology annotation, molecular function: minor groove of adenine-thymine-rich DNA binding. The record is from RefSeq and is a predicted model, not a curated record.